AUGGCAGAUCUUUCAGUUACAUGCAAAAUUACCAACAAGCCAGACAAAAUGCCAUCAUCAGAAAAACCAAAGGCAGGGCAGCAGGUCAAGGAACAGCCACCUGUCAUUUGUAUUGAUGAACGAAAUGGGAUUUUUGUCACCCCAAAAGAUGCCCAUGGACCUAGAGUCCCUGUUCACAUAAAGAAACAAGUCGUCUCGGGGUCUAUUGGCUGUGAGUCACCUCUGUGUCGAGAUUUUAUGAGGAUUGGAGUAGAAAGUGGCAAUCCAGGCAUUGAAUGCGAUCACCUUCAGAGAACCAAUAGAGCUGUGUGCUAUUCUGCACCAGCAGCACUUAGGGAAGACUCUUUGCAGUCAAUGGUUGACAGUGGCCUGCUGUCCAAAACCCGACAAGAUGAAUGUGUGCAGCUAAGAAACAAAAGUAUUGCUGGUGGUGUGGAUUGUGUUUUCCCCAUUUUUUGGCAUGAGCAUACCUCUGUCAGGUUAGUUUAUUUUUCUGUGUUUACUGGGGUAAGAGACAGCUGGUGUCAGUUCGAAAGGACCAGAGUCUCUUUUGAUAGCCAUCUGGGCAAGUGGCACUGCCAGUGCCGCAAUAGAAUGAGAAGCUGCGUCCACAGAUACAUGUGCAUGUGGUGGCUGUUUCAAGAGAAACCCCACCUCCUUUCCUGUCAAACUGACCCAAAUGGUGAAGACAGUGAUGUGGAUGAAAGGGUCAGAGAUGUUGCAGAGACAGAAGUGGCAACACUGGCUUCUACUGACAUACAGAAGUUGACAGAUUAUUUGUGGCGGCUAAAGAGGGUGCCAGAAAACCUUCCACAGGAUUUGUCAACAAAAGAACGCCAAAUACCAGACUUCUUUGAACCCCUGGAGUCCAACUGUCCUUAUUGCCCUGGUCCCACUCCACCAGCUUUGGGGGAGAGGGUACUAAUUACACGGCAUGGGACAGUGUAUGGAAUAUCUUCAGUGACUCGAGGUUAAUUUCAGAAAUGUAUAGAUCUCUUUUUCAUGUAUUUUCCACAAUGUGUUUA
Messenger RNA from Rhinichthys klamathensis goyatoka, 1025 nucleotides. RefSeq lists its product as uncharacterized. Lineage: Eukaryota; Metazoa; Chordata; Actinopteri; Cypriniformes; Leuciscidae. The record is from RefSeq and is a predicted model, not a curated record. The transcript has 3 exons. Bases 1 to 975 code for a protein of 324 amino acids.